Musa acuminata AAA Group (dessert banana) is the source of this 1145-nucleotide messenger RNA. RefSeq names its product agamous-like MADS-box protein MADS2. Gene Ontology annotation, cellular component: nucleus. The transcript has 8 exons. The record is from RefSeq and is a predicted model, not a curated record. Lineage: Eukaryota; Viridiplantae; Streptophyta; Magnoliopsida; Zingiberales; Musaceae. Gene Ontology annotation, biological process: positive regulation of transcription by RNA polymerase II. Gene Ontology annotation, molecular function: RNA polymerase II cis-regulatory region sequence-specific DNA binding; DNA-binding transcription factor activity, RNA polymerase II-specific; protein dimerization activity. The coding region runs from base 140 to 865 and encodes 241 amino acids.
UUGCAGGCAACGACGGAGAGCAAGAGAGCACUCUUUCUUCUUCUUCUUCUUCUUCUUCUUCUUCUAUCGGUGCAAGAAGGCAGUAGUGUCAGCUACACUGAACUAGAACAAAGAGCAGAGAGAGAGAUCUGCGUGAUUAAUGGGGAGAGGGAAGGUGGAGCUGAAGAGAAUAGAGAACAAGAUCAACAGGCAGGUGACGUUCGCGAAGCGGAGGAACGGCCUGCUCAAGAAGGCCUACGAGCUGUCCAUCCUCUGCGACGCCGAGGUGGCGGCCAUCGUCUUCUCCAGCCGCGGCAGGCUUUUCGAGUUCUGCAGCAGCUCCAGCAUGCUCAAAAUAAUCGAAAGGUACCGGAGGUGCAGCCACCAUGCAUCAGAAUCCACGGUUCCAACAAAUGAUACACCGCAGACUUGUUAUCAGGAAUACUUGAAGCUGAAAACGCAUGUCGGGUAUCUGCAACAUUCUCAGAAGAACCUCCUUGGUGAAGAUUUAGAUACCCUAAACAUUAAGGAGCUUGAUCAACUUGACGAUCAAAUAGAGAUGUCUCUAAGGCUCAUCAGAUCAACAAAGACCCAAGUAAUUAUCGACCAAUUAACGGGUCUUAAACGUGAGGAACAAAUGUUGCUGGAAUCUAAUAAAACCUUAAGAAGGAAGUUGCAAGAAGUUGAUGCAGAUAAUUCGAUCCGACUUCCGUCGCAGAUUCGUGCCAGUAACUGUAUCGAUGAGCCUCCUCAGCCAGAAAAGUUCUUUGAGCCUCUGGUGUGCCACCCUUCACUGCAAAUUGGAUUAAGUCAAGCUUCUACUGAUCCAUCUGGUGGAGGAACCAUGUCGUUGAAUGUCAAUGGUUUCGAUGCAGCAUGGAUCUGAAAACCCAUAUCUUCAAUGCUACUUCAUGGACUGUUUUAUGUGCAGAUACAUUCUUUGUCAUGGUUUAUCAGUCCUAAUUACCUGUCUUCUCCAAUCUUCUGCUCUGAUCUCAAAGAACUAAGAGGACAACAAAAUUAUCCUUCUGUGAGUGUGUUAUGCUGAAACAACAAUUUGUAUCACUAGCUUAUUGGCAUAUACAAUUGAAUAAUUGUAGCAUGAAGGCUACUAAUGUUUUUAUAUAAUUUUUGCUUCUGCAUUUCGUGAUGGAUGCAUUAGCAGA